Astrephomene gubernaculifera is the source of this 1270-nucleotide messenger RNA. NCBI's taxonomy places the organism in Eukaryota, Viridiplantae, Chlorophyta, Chlorophyceae, Chlamydomonadales, Astrephomenaceae. The record is from the annotation of a GenBank genome assembly.
UGCUGCUCAUUGAUGUCCAAGAGAACAAACGCGUAUCGAUAACCUUAUCAUAACGACGCGCCUUGAGCUGUUCACUCCGGCGUGCCACUGCACAGUUUCCUUACGCCUGCAAGGUGUUAUUGCUUUGUCACUAGCCGCAAAUUAACUUGAAUGGGUAAGCUGGACCCGUCGCAGCUGGACCGAUGGUGGAAGUCGCGGAUUGAAAAGGAGGAGCUUCAAUAUGCAUUAAAGGCGGGCCUCCAAGAAGAGGCAGCACGAGCGCAACAGAAAGAGGUCGCCUUCUUGAAUACCCUUGGUAGCGCUCAGGUCACGUCCAGAGCCUCCGAAACCAACGCAAGUACAGGGCCAAAGAUACGCUCCGCCCGAGAUGGAGCGGGGCGCCCAAAGUCCGCGUGGGCAGGCAGCAAUGCGGGUGCUUCCGAGGCUGCUGCAGCGACCUCCCCCAAGAGUGUUGUCAAGAGUGUUCGAAUGGACGAUGCUCGUAGCAUUGCCUCGGGCGCCUCCGGCUCGCAGGCGGCUGGCGGCAACGGCGGAGGAACCGUGAAGCUGCCCUCCGUGGCUUGCUCACAACGCACAUCAAAGGUCAGCCAGGCCAAAGCAGACUCCCAAGCAGCGCUGAUGCGGCGAUUGGAGGGGCUAGAGGAGGCGCUGUCAGCCGAGCGCGUCAAGAGGCAGCAGGCGGAGGAGGAGAUGCGGCAGCUCAUGCAGAUGGCGGCGCAGCAGAGGAGGGCCAACAGGUAGUUGCGCUUUGCCGUACGAAAGGAUUGACGUACGGAGGAAUGGGUGUACGGAGGUACACGCACGUAUGGGAGGGGAGGCACGGAGUAUGGAGAUAGGGAAUAACGGUUGAGAUUGUGGAGUACCAUCUGUAGGUUUUUGGAGGAUGUUGGAUUUGGCUAGAAUGCCGGAUGGCUUUUGCAGUCUGGAUGCGGGCAUGGCAGGUACGGUAAUCUGCGUGCGUAAGCUGUGUAUUCAUUGCGUGCUUCAGUAUCAGAAUUGGGAUGCUAUCCGGGAUCUCAUGUAUCAGGCUGGGUUGGAAUUGCUGUUGGCUGUACGGCGUACAGUUAUUACAUCGUACAUGUUAUAUUGAUACGGGCAGGCUGCAAGCUAAAUAUAUCGGCAGCAGGUAUGGUGGAGAGGAGGAUGCACGUGAAACGGAAUUGCAGAUGCAGGCGGGAUUCUGCCAUGCCAGAUGCAGACGUGCAGGUUUGCGGUGGGCCCUAUGCAUGCACACGUGGCCAGCGUGGGGCGUAUGGGAUGUGAAGUUGUG